AUGGCGAAAACCCUAAAAGCCAUGUUGGUUCCUUACAUCGCUCUAGUCUCCAUCUUUUUCAGCUACUCAUUAGCUAAUAAUAAUGGAAGCCGCAUCAUCAGUGGGUUCACCACAGAAAUCAUCCACAGAGACUCUCCCCUUUCCCCUCUCUACGACCCUUCCCUGACACGGGCGCAGCGCCUCGCCAAGGCCAAGCAACGAGACCUAUUCUACGGGCGAAAGGAGACGGCCCAAGCGCCCAUCAGCCGCGGCAGCGGAGCAUACCUGAUCAAGUACUCCAUCGGGUCCCCCCCAAAGCCCACCGUGGGCCUCCUGGACACGGGAAGCGAUCUGGUGUGGACGGAGUGCGUCCCGUGCCGGACAUGCGUCCGCAGAAGCGUCCCCAUCAUCGACCCCGGAUAUUCCAACACCUACAACGAGCCCAGCUGCGGCUCCCGCGAGUGCACCGAGUACGAGGAGUCCACCUCCUGCGACGUGAGAUCCGACACGUGCGGAUUCAAGGUUGAAUACGGUGACGGGUCCCACGCCGAGGGAACCGUGGCGACGGAGACGUUCUCCUUCGACACCGCGGCGGGGGGGAGGACGUCCUUCCCCAACAUCGUGUUCGGCUGCGCACACGACGUCUUCAACAACGGCAACGAGGGCAACGGAAACGGCGUCGUGGGGAUUGGAGUGGGGCGAGCCUCGCUCCUCUCCCAAUUAGGAUACGACAAGGUGGCCUACUGCCUCAACCCCGACGAAUCCAAGUCCAGCACUCUGCAUUUCGGCUCCGACGCGGUGGUGUCAGGCUUGGGAGCGGUGUCGACGCCGAUGACGAAGAAUGACGCGUUCUACUACCUGAUGCUGGAGGGGAUCACCGUGGGGAACGUGGAGCUGGUUUUCGAUACCCCGGAGCUCGUUCCGGGAGGGAACAUUAUCAUCGACUCUGGGGCAACCGUGACUGAGUUUCCCACCAAAUUCUACUUUGAUUACGAGGCGGCGAUAGUGGCCUCCAUCAAUCAGUCUCCGGUUCGGAAUUAUGAUGGGUGGCGGCUGUGUUACACGCAGCCGAUCUCGUUGCCCAGGAUCACGGUGCACUUCAAAGGGGCGGAUGUGGAGUGGUAUGCAGACAACGUUUUUACAAGAGUGGAUCAGAAUCAUCAGUGUUUGGCGGCGGAUCCUAUGCUGGUUCAUUCUUUUUACGGGAAUGUUGCUCAGGUUAACUACUUGGUAGGUUUUGACGUCACAAACAACAUGCUGUCGUUUAAGCAUACUGGAUGUUGA
Messenger RNA from Salvia hispanica, 1263 nucleotides. The record is from RefSeq and is a predicted model, not a curated record. Lineage: Eukaryota; Viridiplantae; Streptophyta; Magnoliopsida; Lamiales; Lamiaceae.